AUGGCUACCAAGACUGCCACUAAUUCACCCCCUUCAUAUGAUGCAAUUUCUACCGGAAACGCGCCACAGUUCUAUCUCGCAUCCGUAAAAUUGUCUCCUCCCGAUUUCCCCCCUUCAUCUGUGGCCCGAAUUAUCAUCUCCUGCGCUGAUGCUUUCUCAGCAGCAGAGUUCUCCAACCUCGUGCAAAAACCCAAUAUUGAGGGUCGCACCGCACUGUAUUGGGCAAUUAUGGAUCACCGGCGAGAAGCUCUUUCGGUGUUGACUCUAUUCAUUUCUAAAUUUUCGCGCGUCCGCUCUUUCGACUUGCGCCUCGCGUGCAUGACAGUAAACGACCGCGCAUUGUUCACGCAACUGAAUUUGGGAGGCAAAAUUAAUUCCAAGGAUGAGCCUUUGAGAUGCUGUUUGGGUUGUCGCCCAGAUGAGAUCCAAGUUCAACAAGGGGAUGGACUGGGCGAGAACCACUUCGUUGCUUCUUUCCGCUUCAGGAUAUUCCAAAAGCGCAUGCGCAUUGCACAAUAA
This is a messenger RNA of Suillus paluster, 519 nucleotides long. RefSeq lists its product as uncharacterized. The record is from RefSeq and is a predicted model, not a curated record. Lineage: Eukaryota; Fungi; Basidiomycota; Agaricomycetes; Boletales; Suillaceae. The coding region runs from base 1 to 519 and encodes 172 amino acids. The transcript is spliced from 3 exons.